GUAUGGAUGGAUGGAUUCGAAUUUGGUUUUAUGAAACUAUAGAUCAAGCAAAUUUCCAAACCGGAGAACGUUUUCUAGAGAUUCAACCUAUUUAUGAAUAUCACAUCAGUGAAGACGGUGCAACUAAUAGUUCAAUGUUAAUGUGUAUGUGUAAACAAGAACCAGACACUCCAGAAAGUACAUUUUGGUAUGCCCAAGAUGGAAAUGGUGGAAUUUGGCUAAUAGACUUACAUACCUUAAAAGCAGAACUACCGCGAAAAAUAUUUACAUGCCACGCGGGAGCUGUUGCCGACAUGGAUGCUGCAACGUGGGGUCCCUUUAUAGCUACACUUAGUAAAGCUGGACAGCUGCAUAUUUAUAAUUAUCUAGAAAAAAAGUUAAUUGUAACGCAUAAAUUUAACGACAUUGGCAGUCAACUUGUCUGGUUUCCAUGCCAGAUUGAAGCAACAGGAUCGACACUUGCUUGUGCUUUCGGAAGUGGCGUUAUUCGUAUAAUUGCUGUCGCGAUAUCAGUGGCUGAUGCUGCUGACAAUAUAAAGGGAGAUUAUGUUAGGUUGAUUCAAGUUAUAAAACCGCACAAAAUGACAAUAACCGCAAUGUCUCUAAAUCCAUCAUACAGCCUACUGGUGACUGGUAGUGAAGAUUCAACCGUGUUUAAUUUCAUUAUUAAAAUCACCAAAAAUUUUCCUGUCAUUACGCCAAUAGGCUUCAUUAAAGUACCUUCAGGAGUCACAUGUCUCACGUGGAAACCGCAAUGUGAAACAACAUUAUUAAUUGGAUGUUCACAUGGCGAUUGCGUAGAAGUUACAUUACCAAGCAUCCCUCAAUCGUACACUACCGCUUCGUACAAACUCAUUCAAUGUCAAUCAAAAGCAUUUAAAUUCCAUUCUGUAAAAUCUGCUAUUCGAAGAGAAUUAAUACGCCUACGUCGAGAGGAAGAGAAGAAAGCGAGAAUAGCGAAAAAACGUGAAGAAGUAGAGCGAUUAAUAGCCGAAAGUCCCGGAUUAGAAAUUAAUGAAGAGGCAUUUCUCGAUACGGAAGAAGAAGAGCCAUUGCCAGAACUUUACAUACCAAAAAUACCAAACAAGGUAUUGAUAGCACAAUACAUUAAUCGUAAUACAAUUUGGUUGUCAAUGGCAGGCUUUGACGCGGGAUAUAUGUACGAAUAUCCAAGUCCAGAAACUGUUGAAGUUAUUGGGAAAGAGCCUGUUAAAAGUACUGUAAUAUACGACGCAGACGACACAGAAAUACGCAGCUGUCUCUUUUAUAAGAAAAGGAAGUACUUGUUUCUGGGAAUGGAGCACGGAGAAGUACGGAUUUGUAGAUGGAAAUCCGAAAAUUAUACAGAUCUCUCAGAUUACUGGAUACUUCCAAUGCAUGAUAAUUAUAACGGCUACAUUCCAAAAAUGGUUCUCAGUCGUGACCAAAAAAUGUUAUUUACGUGUGGAUACGACGGGAAUUUAUUCUCUUACGAGAUACAUGAUGACACGCCAUUCGAGGAAAUUGAAUUUGAAAAAACCAAAGGAACGUUAUCCUUGCCAUAUGCUAAUGUUGAAGACAUCGAAGAAAUUGAUUAUGCAAGUCUGGAAGAGACGAUUCAGCAAGCCGAAUAUGAUAGAAUUGCGACUGCAGCAAGGCAGAGUAAACAACAGACUUUGGAGAUAUUACUCAAAUUGAGUGAAGAAUAUAGCAAGAUUGUGGAAAGGAAUAACGCACUGCCAAAAUCUCAUCAACUAAUUUACAAAGAAUUAGAACUAGAUUCUAGAAUUACAGCCGAUUUAAACAAAGAGUUAGACGCGGAAAUGGCUGCAGUACGCGAGAAAUUGGCGUUUAGAGUGGAGAAAAGCGAGCUUGGAAUGCAAAAACUUUUAGAACACUUUGUUCAACCCAUUACAUGUUUACCAUUCGUUGUCUGCAAAAUAUCAAAACCAGACGACAUGAUAUAUUCCUUACGUCAACGCAUUUUGGACAUUGAUGCUACUUUGCUGCGUACCGAUACGAUAAAACUCAUAAAAGUGUCCGAAGAAGAAGCCAAUGGAAAUAGUGAUGUAACGGACGAUGAAAUGGAAUAUUACGAGGAGAAGCAACGAGAAGAAGAUAAAGCGGAAACGAAAGAAGAAAUUGAGGUGGCAGAAACAAAACCAAUCGCAGAUUUUUUAAAGGGCAUAAAUUACGAAGGGAUGGAUAGCAGUCUAGGAAUUCAAUUAAAUCAAAUGUUACGUAAAUAUACCUUGAGAAAGACGAAACUGGAAGAACGCGAAAAAGAAUGGAAAGUUAUAUAUAAUGAAAAACCGGAUGUAUCUGUUCAUUAUAUGCAAGAUGUACUCGCUAUAGAAGAAACAAAAAGAACUAUCGGUGAUUAUAAAUUAAAAACGUCGUCAGCUUUCAACUUGCUAUCGGAAGAACGAGAUACUCUCUUUUCGAAAUAUAAGGAGCUGCUAAAUUGCCGAAAAAAGCUUUACUAUCAGCAAGAAGCCUUUAACACGAGACUGAAAGCUGUGAGAGCAGAAAAGGAACACUUGCACGCAGAAGUUCUACAAUUAAUAAAAUCCCUCAAAAAGAUUCAUGCCGAGAUACCAUUGAAAAGUGCGAAACCUUUGCCAGUUAUACCUACAUUAAAUAUUAAUAUAGAAUUUCCCGAGAGAAAAAUAAUGAUUGGAGAAUAUAUAUUGAAGGCAGACAGACAAAGACGGACAACAAUUUUGCCAGAGCAGAUGCCUGUUUGUCCAGAUGAAGAAUAUGAAGUGUUACUUCUAGAUGAGAAAUUUUCAGAAUAUGCGAGAAUUUUUGUCGGACUGCCCGAAAAAAAAAUAAAAGUAGAACCCAUUGUCCAAGAUAAUAUGAAGUUACUUCAUUUGAGCGAUGCUACCGAAAGUCCGUGGGAACGUGAAAUGAAAUCUGCUCGUACACUACGCAAAAUAUACGAACAAGAUUGCAUAUUAAGAUAUGUACAAACCAAUUGCGAAAAUUUAGACAAGAAGUUAAAUAAAUUAGAACACGAUAGAUUGGACAUUGUUGCCGACAAUGUCAAUCUUAAUUUAUUUUUAUUGACGCUCCGUCAGGAAUACAUUAUCUUAAAAGAGUACGAGACAAUGGAAAAUGUAUUGCAUGAUCAAGUUAAUCGUAGAUCAGAAGAGGUCGCAGCAGUGAGGCAAAAAAUACAGACAGCAACCGACAAAGUUGACAUUAAAACCAAGGAAAUUACGAAAUUACGUAAUCAGAUUAAAGAUAUUUUUUCCGAGUACAUGCGUAGAAUAAAUGAUAACAAGUUUCGUAAUUUUCUAUGCAGAAUAUUCAAGAAGAAAUAUAAAGAAGUGAAGGAAGAUGAUGAGACUACUACGACGACUGAAACGGAUUCAGAUGAAACGAACGGUAUCGAUAACGGAGAAUCCGAGUUAAUUUAUCUCGAUGAAAACAUAUGUCCGCCAGGAUGUGAUAAAAUACUAUACGAUUUGGCAUUUUCAAUGAGAGAAAAACGAUACACAUGGGAACAUCAAAUCAGAGAUGCGCAACGAACUGUGGAAACCCUUCAUAAGGAAAUUCAAAUUCAUAUGAAGAAACUAAAAAUUAUAGAGAGUGGUUUAAAAAAAAACGAGGAUGAUUUAAAAAUGUUUAUGCUUAAGAAACAGCGAAAAUUAAACGAUGUGGAUGUCACGGUGCUAAUGAAAUUGCAUCAGCUGCAAUAUUUUGGAGAGUCCCAGAUCCCAUUUAAAGUACAUGAUUGCGUAGUGUUUGAUAGGAAAAAACUAUCUAAAUUAUACGCGAGAAUACAAGAGUUACACGAGGAAACACUUGAAUUACACGCUAAACAUAAAUAUGCUCGAACGCAUCUCCAGAGAAUUAAAGUCGAUUGCAAACACAUGCGUGCCAAUAAUAAAAAUUUGAAAAAUGAGAUAAAGCUGAAGAUAAUGAAUAAGUUUGGUCAGGAUGUAUCCUUAAAUAAAUUAUACGAGACGAUACUUCGUCGAAUAGUAUAUGAUAUUAAAGCCGACCUAAGUGAGACAACGACGUAUUUCACCAAACGAAUCAAACGUGUCAAAGAGAAUUAUGCGGAAGAAUUAGUCAUAUUUAACAAGCUGCUCCAGGAACAUACUCAAAAGUUGAGCUUUUUGACAGUUUUAGUGGAAGAGCAAUCGAAGCUGCAGAAACUAUUGAAGCGACGCAUUAUGUCAGAUGAGGAAAUGCUGCAAUUGGAGGAGAAAUAUAAAAGUGAUAUAGUAAAGCUGGAAAAUAUUCUUGAAAAUCAAAUGCGGCAGAAGUAUCUAUUUCAAAAUGACAUUAAGAAUCUUAGAUUAAAAACAAAGUCGCAACAGUCCAGUUUAAGGAAAUAGUAUCCAGUGAUAAAGGAACACCUUGAUUUUAUUAUAGACGAAAAUAGAUAAAAUG
Molecule: messenger RNA, 4386 nt
Organism: Wasmannia auropunctata (little fire ant)
Lineage: Eukaryota; Metazoa; Arthropoda; Insecta; Hymenoptera; Formicidae
Exons: 22
Molecular function (GO): protein binding
Source: RefSeq, a predicted model, not a curated record